GCAAAGCCGAGCCGUCCGCGCGCUGCCGCUUCUUCCGCGUUCAGCGCUCCGCCGGUGACACAAGCACACGGAUCCCGAGCCGUUCCAGCCGCCUUCAUUCACACAGCAGCUCAUUCAUUCGUUCACCGGAAGAGAAGUAAAGCCGAGAUGUCUUACGAGCUCAAGAGCGUGUUCGCCAGCCUUCCUCACAUGGAGAGGGGUGUGGCCAAGGUCCUGGGCGGAGACCCCAAAGGGAACAACUUCCUGUACACCAACGGCAAGAGUGUGAUCAUCAGGAACAUCGAGAACCCAGCGAUCGCAGACGUCUACACCGAGCAUCCUCAUCAGGUUAUCGUGGCCAAAUACGCUCCCAGUGGUUUCUACAUCGCGUCUGGGGAUGUGUCGGGGAAGAUCCGUAUCUGGGACACGACGCAGAAGGAGCACCUGCUGAAGUACGAGUACCAGCCCUUCGGAGGGAAGAUCAAAGACAUCGCUUGGACCGAAGACAGCAAGAGGAUCGCCGUAGUGGGGGAGGGGCGAGAGAAGUUCGGGGCGGUGUUCCUCUGGGAUUCGGGCUCGUCGGUCGGAGAGAUCGUGGGUCACAGUAAGAUCAUCAACAGUGUGGACCUCAAGCAGACACGUCCGUAUCGUCUGGUGACGGGCAGUGAUGACGCCUGCACCACCUUCCUGGAGGGACCACCCUUCAAGUUCAAGUGCACCAUCAGUGAUCACAGUCGCUUCGUCAACUGUGUGCGGUUCUCUCCGGACGGGAAUCGUUACGCUUCAGCCGGAGCCGACGGACAGAUCUUCCUGUAUGAUGGUAAGACUGGAGACAAGCUGGGCUCUCUGGGAGGAGAGAAGGCUCACGAGGGAGGCAUUUACGCUGUCAGCUGGAGUCCUGACAGCACACAGCUGAUCUCAGCGUCAGGUGAUAAGACGGUCAAACUGUGGGACGUGGGCAGCGGGACGGCGGUCACCACCUUUAACCUGGGCUCAGGUGUUCUGGACCAGCAGCUGGGCUGUUUAUGGCAGAAGAACCACCUGCUCAGCGUCUCUCUGUCUGGAUACAUCAACUACCUGGACAGGAACAACCCUGACCGGCCGCUGCGCACCAUCAAGGGUCACUCCAAAUCCAUCCAGUGUGUGACGGUCCAUAAGACAGACGGCCGGUCCACCAUCUACUCAGGCAGCCAUGACGGACACAUUAAUUACUGGGACUCUGAGAGCGGAGAGAACGAGGAGUUUGUGGGUAAAGGACACUCGAACCUGGUGUCCAGGAUGACUGUGGACGAGUCCGGCCGCCUGGUGACCUGCAGCAUGGACGACACGGUCCGCUACACUGACCUGAGCAAGAGAGAGUACAGUGCGUCUGAUGUAGUUAAGAUGGACAUGCAGCCCAAGUGCAUCAGUGUGGGUCCAGGAGGUCUCACGGUCACCGUGUGUAUUGGACAGCUGGUGCUGCUGAAGGACAAGAAGAAGCUGUUCACGCUGGACUCGCUCGGCUACGAGCCCGAAGCGGCAACUGUUCACCCUGGGGGCGGAGCUGUGGCUGUGGGCGGAGCUGAUGGGAAGGUGCGUCUGUACUCGGUUCAGGGGAACACACUGAAGGAUGAUGGGAAGGUUCUGGAGGUUCAGGGGCCGGUGACGGACAUGUCGUACUCUCCAGACGGAGCGUAUCUGGCCGUGACGGAUGAGAAGAAGGUCAUCACGGUGUUCACCGUCGCUGACAGAUACACGGAGAAGAGCGAGUUCUACGGUCAUCACGCGAAGGUGGUGUGUCUGUCCUGGUCACCUGAUAAUGACCGCUUCGCCACCAGCGGCAUGGACAUGAUGGUGUACGUGUGGGCUGUCAGCAAUCCUGACAAGAGGAUCAAGAUCCCAGACGCUCAUCGUCUGCAUCACGUCAGCGGUCUGGCCUGGCUCAACCCCAACACACUCAUCACCUCGUCUCACGACGCCUGCGUCAAACAGUGGACGCUCAGAAACUAACUCAGAUCACCAGGAACAGAGACGGCCGUCUCGCUCUCGCUGUCUUUCUGUCGCUCUUCCUCUGUCUCUCUGUCGUCAGGUCACUGCUGCUCUCCACUCAACCAGCUGACCAACAAACGCCUGUGAUGUCAUCGUGUGUGUGAUGUCACCACGCACUUGACCUUCACACACUCACUCUCUCACACACACACACACACACACACACACUCACUCAAACACAUGAGACCAGAAUCUGUCGUGUGACAUUCCAGAUGCAGGGGUCAGAGUUCACGAGGUGUUCCUGAGCCCUGAUUGGCCGAGAGCUACUCUUCCUUCUUGAGGGACGUUAGGGAGCAAUAAUCAACAGAAACCAAUCGCAGAACCUGUGUGUGUGUGUGUGUGUGUGUGUGAGACAGUAUGUUGCUCUCUUCUAACCCUCACAUGAUGUUUAUUUACUACGAUUUGUCUCUAAUUUUGUUUUUCAUUGGGUGGAUGUGAUUCAUAAUAAUAUUAAUAAUAAUAAAAGAAAAUUUUUAUGCACUUUCUGCCGUCCAGUUUGUCUUAAAACUGAUUCACAAACGUGUGUGAAUCUGACCAAAAAAGUUUAAAGUUUCACCCAUAAAUGCAAAAAAUAAUAAUAAUAAUAAAAUGAGAAAUUAUUAUAAUUAAUCAAAUGUUUGUUAAGGACAGUAGGUGGAGUAUUAUUCGGAUGUAAAUUAAUCUUAUCUGAGCUCCAAACUCCAAAACUAAACUGAUAAAUAGAUAGAAUUAUGAA
Messenger RNA from Carassius carassius (crucian carp), 2722 nucleotides. Its product is annotated as WD repeat-containing protein 1-like. The record is from RefSeq and is a predicted model, not a curated record. Gene Ontology annotation, cellular component: cortical actin cytoskeleton. Gene Ontology annotation, molecular function: actin filament binding. Gene Ontology annotation, biological process: positive regulation of actin filament depolymerization; sarcomere organization; locomotion. The transcript is spliced from 15 exons. The coding region runs from base 148 to 1968 and encodes 606 amino acids. Lineage: Eukaryota; Metazoa; Chordata; Actinopteri; Cypriniformes; Cyprinidae.